AUGUCAACAAGAAUAGCCAUUCUUACUUCAUUGCUUCUUGCAAGUGGAGCUCUGGCACAUUGUCAACUUGCUUGGCCGUACCCACUUCACAGCCCUCUUAACCCUGCCACUCCAGAAGCCAUCAAAGAUUAUUCAAUGACUAGUCCGUUGAUUAGUGAUGGCACUUAUCCAUGUAAAGGCUUCAUCAACAAUCCAUCAUCCGACAUGACAUCCGUCGCUACUUAUUCAGCUGGAUCUACCAUGAACUUUACGAUAGCUGGAACAGCUACUCACGGUGGUGGUUCGUGUCAGAUAUCAAUGUCAUACGAUGAAGGAUCAACUUGGAACGUUAUUUUUUCUCAAGUUGGUGGUUGCUUAAUCGAUGGAAUGACUACCGAUAUCACUAUCCCUUCAGACGCACCAUCCGGCGAAGCUCUGUUCGCUUGGGGCUGGUUCAACAGACAAGGGAAUAGAGAAAUGUAUCAUAAUUGUGCUCCAAUCACCAUAAAGAAUGGUGGAUCAGGUCUAAACGAUAACGAUUAUCCUACUCCUUUCGUCGCAAACGCAAAUGUCAACGAAUGUGUCACGAUAGAGAAUAUAGAUGUGGUUUUCCCAAAUCCAGGUAAAAACGUAAAAUAUGGUGGAAAUUACGCUUCGACAAAACCCACAACUCCAGCUGGUUUCGCAGGUUCGAAUUGUGUUGGUCCAGGUGCCUCCUCAUCUGGAUCAACUUCCUCUUCUUCCGUGUCUGCUACGAAGAACACUACGAUUACCCCGACCUCCACUCAAUCGACUCUGGUUUCAGCUUCUAACGGCGUAGGAAUUGCAAACAACGCAUCUUUUUCCACAUCAACUACAAUCGCUCAACCUACAGGAGAAUACACUCUUUCCUUGGAUUCAACAACAGCUUCUCUUUCACAAAUCAAUAAUGCCGCUGAUUCAUCCUCAGCUAUUACUUCAUCACAGCCCGCUACCACCUCAGCUUCGUCUACAGGUAAAACAUGUAAAUCAACACGAAAAAGAUCGGUCCUUUCCACGAGUGGACUUCGGGGCAGACAUCAACGUUUGAUUAGAAGACCGAGAACAAGUUCAGGUCGAGUUGCGGCUAGUAAAGCUGAACAUAUCAGUCACGAAGAGAAGAGAGAGAAUGGAAGAAUCGCAGCUAGCAAAGCAGAACAUAUCACCCAUGAAGCAAAAAGAGCAAGUUCAGGUCGAGUAGCGGCAAGCAAAGCAGAACACAUCAAUCACGAAGCAAAAAGAGCAAGUGGCAGAGUAGCAGCAAGUAAAGCUGAACAUAUCGCCCAUCAACAAAAGAGAGGCACAGGAAGAGUAGCAGCAAUGAAAGCCACUCAUAACCUUCAAGUUCGGAAUGGUGUCAUCGAAGCUGUAAGAUCAUAA
Kwoniella shivajii is the source of this 1377-nucleotide messenger RNA. RefSeq lists its product as uncharacterized. The record is from RefSeq and is a predicted model, not a curated record. NCBI's taxonomy places the organism in Eukaryota, Fungi, Basidiomycota, Tremellomycetes, Tremellales, Cryptococcaceae. The transcript is spliced from 3 exons. The coding region runs from base 1 to 1377 and encodes 458 amino acids.